Messenger RNA from Clunio marinus, 267 nucleotides. The record is from the annotation of a GenBank genome assembly. Lineage: Eukaryota; Metazoa; Arthropoda; Insecta; Diptera; Chironomidae.
AUGGAAUUCGAGGCGGAUCGGAAUCUGUCAAAAAUUCUAUUUCUUCUCCGUCUUUGCGCGGCGCGAGUGCUCGAUGUUUUGAUGGCAUUAAAGGCCACAGAAUGGGAGACUCAUUUAAUGAACGCUCGACGUGGAGAGGCUUGGAUCGGUGGAAAUCGGCAGAAAAUUUAUUCUUGUUGCUUGACUUUAUUUAUGACAGAUACAAAGAUUGAAUUUGAUGCUGUAGUGUUCGGUCUAGUGGCGCAAGCUUUACAAGUAAAAACUUAA